Messenger RNA from Linum trigynum, 855 nucleotides. NCBI's taxonomy places the organism in Eukaryota, Viridiplantae, Streptophyta, Magnoliopsida, Malpighiales, Linaceae. The record is from the annotation of a GenBank genome assembly.
AUGGGCAAGGAAGAAACUCAGAGGAAUUGGAAAGAAAAAUGGUCCAUUAUGGCCGAACCUUGUGGAGGUUUUUUGUUAGGUGAUGUUGAAAUUCAAGAGGAGCUGGCCACCGCUGGGAGUUGGAAAUUUAGAAGGAAGUCUCCGAAGAGGCAUGGGGAUGGAAAGAAUAUUGUGGGAGAUGCGGCAGAGUGGCCCGGUUAUGUGUCCUCUAUUGGACGAGCUAAUUCCAUCUCGUUCUUGUGUGGAGAGUGCGCAGAGAUGAUGGUGGUCGGCAAGGACCAAGUUCAAGGUAUUCAUGGGGGCGAAGAUGGAAAUGUCGUUGUCAUGGGAAUGAGAAGGAAAAUACUUGUGACUACUGAUUUAGAAGGUAAGACGGUAUUGAUUCUUGAUUCCUUACUUCAUUGGGUGCGAUGGGAAAUUGAAAAGAAUGAAAAAUGGAAGCAGCAAAGGAAUGAAGCAAGAGAAGUGGUGUAUGAGGAGAAGUGGUUUACAGGUGGCAAGUUGGGAAGUCACAAUAAUGAGAUAGAAGGGAAGCACGUGUAUGGUGGGUUUGCUUGGGGAAUUGUUUCUACGGUAAUUAGGGUUUCUGGAAAAAUCUUAGUCUUGUUUGAAGUUAGCCCAAAUAAUGCACAACUCCUGUUCGGAUUGCAGGCCGGUGAGGGUAAUUCGAGGGGUUUUAACCCCACUCUUGUGGUAAAAGCACAAGAAUGGGAGUUGGAAGUGGGUACUGGCAGCAAGAUGAUCAGCGUUUUUGGCGAAGGGAAGAUGAUGGAUCCUAUGCUACAAGAUGUCUGCGGAGCAACAAAAGGACAUAGUCAUUUGAUGAAGUUUGAAAUGAGGGAUAUGGACUUAUAG